GUUGAUUCAUAUUCUCGCAGUACUUCACCUUUUCUUUUCAUCUUUCAAAAAAAAAAAAACUUUUUUUUUAAAUUUCUUUUAUUUGAUUCAUUCAAUUCAAAAGCAGCCUGCAGCAACCUUUGAAACCAGCUGUGUGUUUUUUGUUUGGUUUUUCAUCUUUCCAUCUCCACCCUCAAAUCUUCUCUCUCUCUAUCUCUCUCUACUCUGUGUUUUUUCCUUUUCUGGGCAGCAGAAACUUACUCAUGAAGAAAUUAGUGCUGAAAUUGGAGCUUUCAGACGACAGCGACAAACGCAGGGCAUUGAAGAAGGUCUCUGCUGUUCCAGGAAUUGACGAAAUCUCUAUAGACAUGGGCAGCAAGCAGCUGACAGUGAUUGGCAAAGUUGAUCCGGUGACAGUGGUGAGCAAACUCCGCAAAGUGUGGAGGACAGAGAUCGUCUCUGUGGGGCCCGCGAAAGAGCCCGAGAAGAAAGAGGAGCCGAAGAAGGAGGAGCCCAAGAAAGAGGAGGAGAAGAAAGGGGAAGCGCCCAAAGAGGAGGCGAAGAAGGAAGAGCCGCCAGCGCAGCCGCCAGCAAAGGAAGAGCCGAAGAAGGAGGAGGCGGCAGAGAAGAAGGCAGAGGCGCCGCCUCAGGGACCGCCGCCGCCUCCCGCCGGGGCCCAGCAGCCGGUGGUGGUAAUGCCUUACAGGCAGUAUUACUACCCCCCCAUGAACACAUACUAUUAUGGCCACCACCACAGCAUUGAAGAGAAUCCCAAUGCUUGUGUCAUCUCUUGAAUUGAGUAAAUGCGACUUAUCAAAAAUCUCUUGCAUGUUGGGUUUUCUUAUUGGUGCAAGCCCAGCUGAGGUCACAUUAUUAUUAGUAUUAUUGUCAUUUAUAAAGCCAAGAAGCUUACCAUUUGUACAGUCUUCUUCUUCUGUAUGUCUAUUCAAAAACAAAAAAAAAAACAAAUCAAGUGUUGUGAAGAGAGAACCCAGUAAAAAUGUUGUAAAAUUAGCUUAAUUUGUGCAUUGCAUGUUGUUUGUGGGCACACUCUUGUCUUCCCAUGUUUGGAAAACCUAGUCAAUUUUAGGUUGCUUUCAUAAUGUUCUGUUGAAUUAAUGUGGGUGUGUUCC
This is a messenger RNA of Cuscuta campestris, 1112 nucleotides long. The record is from the annotation of a GenBank genome assembly. NCBI's taxonomy places the organism in Eukaryota, Viridiplantae, Streptophyta, Magnoliopsida, Solanales, Convolvulaceae.